Molecule: messenger RNA, 3147 nt
Organism: Lemur catta (Ring-tailed lemur)
Lineage: Eukaryota; Metazoa; Chordata; Mammalia; Primates; Lemuridae
Gene: BICDL1
Product: BICD family like cargo adaptor 1
Exons: 10
Coding region: 28-1896 (622 amino acids)
Biological process (GO): Golgi to secretory granule transport; vesicle transport along microtubule
Source: RefSeq, a predicted model, not a curated record
CCGCUGCGGGCUCCGCGCGCGCGGGCCAUGUCCGCCUUCUGCCUGGGCUUGGCCGGCCGCGCUUCAGCACCCGCCGAGCCGGACAGCGCCUGCUGCAUGGAGCUGCCCGCCGCGGCCGGGGACGCAGUCCGGAGUCCUGCCGCCGCCGCCGCCCUCAUCUCCUUCCCCGGGGGCCCGGGGGAGCUGGAACUGGCGUUAGAGGAGGAGCUGGCGCUGCUGGCGGCCGGGGAGCGGCCGUCGGAGCCCGGGGAGCAUCCUCAGGCCGAGCCGGGGCCUGCAGCCGAGGGGGCUGGACCGCAGCCGCCGCCUGCCCAGGACCCCGAGCUGCUGUCGGUAAUCCGGCAGAAGGAGAAGGAUCUGGUGUUGGCGGCCCGGCUGGGCAAGGCACUGCUCGAGAGGAACCAGGACAUGAGCCGGCAGUACGAGCAAAUGCACAAGGAGCUGACAGACAAGUUAGAGCACUUAGAACAAGAGAAACAUGAACUGAGAAGACGAUUUGAGAACCGAGAAGGGGAGUGGGAAGGGCGAGUGUCAGAGCUGGAGAGUGAUGUGAAACAGCUACAGGACGAGUUAGAGAGGCAGCAAGUUCAUCUGCGGGAAGCAGAUCGAGAAAAAACACGGGCUGUUCAGGAACUAUCAGAACAGAACCAAAGGUUGUUGGAUCAACUCAGCAGGGCAUCAGAAGUUGAGCGACAGCUCUCCAUGCAGGUCCACGCCCUCAGAGAAGACUUCCGUGAGAAAAACUCGUCAACCAACCAGCACAUCAUCAGGCUGGAGAGCCUUCAGGCUGAGAUCAAGAUGCUGUCAGAUCGGAAACGGGAGCUGGAGCAUCGUCUCAGUGCCACCUUAGAGGAAAAUGACCUGCUCCAAGGGACCGUGGAGGAGCUGCAGGACCGGGUGCUGAUCCUGGAGAGGCAGGGCCAUGACAAAGACCUACAGCUGCACCAAAGCCAGCUGGAGCUCCAGGAGGUGCGUCUCUCCUACCGACAGCUGCAGGUGAAAGUGGAAGAACUCACCGAGGAGAGGAGUCUGCAGAGCUCUGCCGCCACCAGCACGUCCCUCCUGUCAGAGAUCGAGCAGAGCAUGGAGGCCGAAGAGCUGGAGCAAGAGAGAGAACAGCUGAGACUGCAGCUCUGGGAAGCCUACUGCCAGGUUCGCUAUCUCUGCUCACACCUGCGAGGGAACGACAGUGCUGACUCGGCUGUCUCCACGGACUCCUCGAUGGACGAAUCUUCAGAAACUUCAUCCGCCAAGGAUGUCCCAGCCGGCAGCUUGCGCACUGCCCUCAACGAGCUCAAGAGACUGAUACAGAGCAUUGUGGACGGCAUGGAGCCCACGAGCUCCCGGAGACUUGACGAUGACUCCUUAGAAGAACAGAUAAGGCAGACCAGUGAGGACUCGAGAGCACUAAGGGAGCUCAUGGAGGGAGAGAGGGGUAAACUGAGGCAAAGCCUAGAAGAGCUGCAGCGACUCCACAGUCAGGUGACACUGCUGAGUGUGGAGAUGACUGCACUCAAAGAGGAGAGGGACCGACUCAGAGUGACAUCUGAAGACAAGGAGCCGAAGGAGCAGCUCCAGAAGGCCAUCAGGGACCGGGACGAGGCCAUUGCAAAGAAAAAUGCUGUGGAGCUGGAACUCGCCAAGUGCAGGAUGGACAUGAUGUCUCUGAACAGCCAGCUGCUGGAUGCCAUUCAGCAGAAGCUGAACCUCUCUCAGCAGCUGGAGGCUUGGCAGGACGACAUGCACAGGGUCAUUGACCGGCAGCUGAUGGACACGCACCUGAAGGAACGGAGCCAGCCGGCCGCUGCCUUCUCCAGGGGCCACGGUGCAGGGCGGGGGGACGAGCCCAGCACCACUGAAGGCAAACGGCUCUUCUCAUUCUUCAGGAAAAUUUAACUUGGGAGGAGUCAGGCCACCGAGGAUGGGGGGACUGGAAAAGGGGGUGGGGGCCAGGGCCUCCCCUGAGGCCUGGGGCUGGCAGCUGCACUGUCCCCACCUAGGGCCCGGUGGGUGCCCCUUUUGCCAGUGGGGAUGGAGACCUCAAGGUGGGGGCCCGCCUUGGCCUCUGAAGGCUGCCCUCACCCUGCCACCUGGCCCAGCCUUCCCCCGGAUCCUGUCCUCGAGCAGGGCUCAGGCCGCUUCCCAGAGUGGCCCCUUGCUUGGGCUCUGCGGCUCAGACCACGGACUGCAGCUCCCCUGCAGGUACUGCUGCCUCAGCUUUAGCAAAUGGGUAAGGGGAGGGAUGCAGGCCUUCUCCGCAUGCCUCGGGAGGCCUGGGCCUCUGUUUCUUCCCCGUCCCUGGCCCGGGGAGCCCCAGGGGAGGCGGUGGCCCCUCACCCCCGUGCAUGCACCUCUGCGGGAGCCCCUCUGCGGGCAGGAGGCCGAGUGGUGGCCUCGGGGCCCAAGAGCUGGGGCCUAUCCAAGCUCUCCUGAGGCCAUCCUGAGCCCCAGGGAGGAAGGAGGCCCUGUCCCCUGGCUGCCACUGCUCUCCUUCCUCAGCCUCUUUCAGUGCGGUCCUUGCCCCUCAGCAGGGCCCAGGCCAGGCGCAGUGUGUUCUCACGGGUCCGCUGCUGGCUUCAGCCAUCCAGCCCUUUCUCCGUCACAGGCCUGGGGCUCGGAGGGGUCUCUUCAUCCUGUAGCCCCCUGCCCCUCACAUAUACAGCUUCUUGGCCCAGCCAAGCAAGUCUAGGCUACAGAAUGGCCCCAGAGGGGUCUGUGGUCAGCCACCCCCCACCGCCAGGGCAGUCUCAGCACCACAGAGUGGCUGGGAGCGGGGAGGCCGCUGGGGCCUCCAGCUACUACCCGCCAGGCCUGCGCCAGGCCCGGGCCUGCGCCUGCUGCUGCUCCUUCCUCGGCGGCCACGCCGCCAUCCGGCCCAGGCCUCGGCAGAGGCUCCACGGCCGCCCGCAGCCGAUUCAGUCUCCCCUCCUAACACGGGAAAGCACAGCAGGGAUGAGCGGAAAGAAUGUUCCUAUAGAUAUGUACAUACCACAGUGCUGUAAUUUUGUAUGUAGCAAUCAUGUAAAUACAUGUAUGGAUUUUAUAACAUACUAUAUAUAUAAAUCUAUAAAGGCAUAUUUUUAGAAAAACAGCGCACCACUGCUUCUUUUGAAAAUAGACUGAAUAAGAAUAAAAUGAAUUUCUACA